UCAACGUGCAACAUAAGAUAAAUAUGUCAGAUGUGCAAUGAAUUUGCAUGAAUUGCAAUGACAGUGAAAAGAAAAGAUCCAAGACGUUCUGGGUUUAUAUAGCCUUGCGGUUGGCCUUGCGUUCUGUGCAGAGGUCCUGCCUGAGAUCAACACACUCUACUAGCAUAUUUGUGGCCAGUUCUUUGAUUGGCUGAUAUGAAGGAGGCAGCCAUGUCAUCAGCAUCACUUCCAACACAUUCCAAGGACCUGGUGGAUGGGUCAGAGGACCGGGCGCCCAAAGGACUGAUGAAUGUGGGAGGCCUCACAGUUCUCUGCCUCUGGUACAUGUUCUCUGGUUGCACGCUGUUCCUCAACAAGUACAUUCUGAGCUACCUGAAUGGGGAUCCUACUGUUCUAGGAGUAUGCCAGUUGCUGUUCACCACUGUGUGUGGGUUCAUACAGCUGAAUGUUACACAGUAUUUCACCAAACAGUCUUCCACGAGCAUCAGGUCGCCUACAUUUCUACUGAACAUGCUUGUUGUGGGCAUUCUCAGGUUCGGCACCGUGGUGCUCAGCCUCGUGUCGCUCAAGUUUGUGGCCGUCAGCUUCACGGAGACGGUGAAGAGCUCGGCGCCACUCUUCACCGUCCUCAUCUCGCGCUGCAUGCUCGGCGAGGUGACUGGUGUGCUGGUGAACUGCUCGCUGAUCCCGGUCAUGCUCGGGCUGGCGCUCUGCUCCUCUAACGAGCUCAGUUUCGACAUCCGCGGCUUCACCGCCGCACUCAGCACCAACAUGGUCGAGUGCUGCCAGAACGUCUACUCCAAGAUGCUCAUAUCGGGAGACAAGUACAAGUACACGCCGACGGAGCUGCAGUUUUACACGUCUCUGUCGUCGGUGCUGGUGCAGCUGCCGGUGACGUACUUCCUCGUGGGCCCGGCGCAGCUGCAGACGGUGACGCCCGAGCUGCUGCAGGCGCUGGCGCUCAACGGCGUCGUGUUCCACCUGCAGAGCUUCACCGCCUACAUCCUGAUGGGCUACAUCAGCCCCGUCACGUACAGUGUGGCCAACACGCUGAAGCGGGCUCUGCUCAUCUGGUUCUCGGUGGUGAUAUUCGGUAACCCGGUGACGCUGCUGAGCGCGGUCGGUACCGCCAUCGUGUUGGUCGGCGUGCUCUGCUACAACCGGGCGCAGCAGUACGAGGCGGCCGCCGGCGCCCCGCCACUACCGCCGGCUGGGGAGCCCGAGGCGGUGACCGUGGAACGGUAGGGCUCGGCCGCCCCCGCCGGUGGGGCACGUUAGGUUCUCUUUGGAACGAUAGAGUCCCCCCCCCCCUGGUGGGGUAUGGGGCGGUCACCGUAUAACGCCGGGGUCUGAUGCUCCGCCGCUGGACGGCAGGACAGUCCCCUGCCGAGUGACCCGCCGGUCAGGGGUGUGCGGCAGCUCAGUGGCGCCGCGGGCAAUACGAGUAUCAGUUCCGGCUGUGAUGUCACAGAGGCUAUCCCAGAGGACCAGCUGAACAUUGGGAGUAAGAUGUCCUCGGCCGCCGAUAUCUACUAACACGCUGGCCGUAUUGACCCGAGGAUCUUAGGUGAGCCUGUGUUUCACUGGAGAAGUUAUCUCACAGUGUUGUCGGUAGGUGUGAAUACCGGUGCUGAAUUUGCUAUGUAGUUGUGGCUUGCAAGUGAUUGCAAGAUAUUUUGAUAAGGUGCUUGGUAAUUGUUUGAUUUUCUGUACCAAGUUUCAUUGAAGGUUGUGACAAUCCUUUUGCAUGACACCUGGUGGUCUUCCGGAUUGCUGUUAUUGCGUAUAUAUUGCAAUGUCAUCCUUCAGUCUACCUUUAUUGUACGAAAAGCUACCUUCUUCUACCCCCGCUGAUAUCACAAGCUGAAAACUAAUGCCACCAUCGAAAAGAGACUUCUUCAUUUUUUAUUUGUGACUACCUAUAAAUUGUCAUCGCUCCUUUUUUGCGCGUUCGUUUUUCUUUACCACCAACACAUUUUUCAUUUCGUUAUGCCUAUAUACGAACUUAGUGGCGGAAGAUAUCAAUUCCAGUGCCGAAACACGCCACGUAUCCCUCGUCUGGGAAUUCAGCCGAAGAAAAUUGAAUGUUUUCUCAUCCAGGACCAAGGCUUUGUGGCUACAAUUCACGAGAUGUAUUUCCUGGAGCGUUUGAUAUGUACUGUCCCUGUGAGGGUGUGUUUCUAUUAGUAGUUUAUGGUAGUUUAUAUUAUACACUAUACACUGCAUGUACUUAGACACCAAAAGUACAUUCAAAUUGUGAUAAAUUUUUGAAAGCCAAAGCCGAGCUUUCGAAAGUGUCUAAUGUCGAUUUAUAAUUUCACUUUUUGGCUCGCUCCUGAAUAGCUGGUUGAAGUUGUUAUCUGGGGAUCGGUCGACUUGUUAACCGAUGACAUCAGGAUGGAUUGCUUCUCACCAAAUAUGUUGCUGCCUGGAUGUCAUUAUUCAUUUGGGUUUUGUAGAUGAUUCCCAACGCCUUACUUAUCCUCGGUCUCCUCUUCCAUGACAUAGAUAUAAAUUGGGGAUUCUCGUCGAACAUAGUCGUGAUUCAGUGAUUUAAUCCGGUGAUACACAUCAAUAUCGUAUAUAUCGCUUACGUUGCAAUAGACGUGCCGCCUAUAAUGGCACAGUUGUUUAUAGUUUUGGUUAUUAAUUCGGCCAACUAGCCGUGUCGACCGCAGCUUUGUUUUAUAUGACUUUGUUAACGUUAUGUGGGCUAUUGAUGUCUGCGUGAUAUUAACAGUAUUUCCGGACGAUCGUUAAAAAUGUUGUUUUGAUUAGCAAUUAUAUUUAAGUCCGCACGUGUUAAGUUUCAAGUUUGUAUCUUGUGAUUUCACGUUUUAGCAGUCUGUCCACAGUCUGCGGUAGCGGAGAGGUCCCUGCCGGCUGGCGUGCUGCAAAGGCCCCUGCUGGGCUGGGUUUGUGACACUGUGUCGGGAUGGGGGGUGCAGUUGGGCACGUGCCGUGUCCCGUCCGUGACGAACAAAGCCGUGACUUCUGACGGCACGAGUCGAGACACGUGACCGGAGGGCGAGGCCGGGGGACCAGCGUUAUUGGGGGAGGUGUGUGAUUGUAAUGCAGAACGUGCAAUAUUGCUGCGCGCUGGAGAGCUGAUGAACCAUUCCAGUUUGCUGCGUUCGCGAGGACGUUUGUGAAGGAAUGUUUUGUGUAAGCAAGCAAUUUCGAUGGUUUGUGUCCUCCCUCAUGCUGUGCGGGAUUGUUCUGUAUUCGCGAUGUUGCAGCUAUGCGCUGUUCAUUGCAGAAAUUAAACGUUUGUUUCCACCAAAGGUGUACACUGACCACUGUACACCAGACGCAAUGUUAAAUCAUCCAUUUUGAAGAUGGGCUGAAUACACUGACGGGAGCUGGG
Amphibalanus amphitrite is the source of this 3367-nucleotide messenger RNA. RefSeq names its product solute carrier family 35 member E2B-like. The record is from RefSeq and is a predicted model, not a curated record. Gene Ontology annotation, cellular component: Golgi apparatus. The coding region runs from base 196 to 1245 and encodes 349 amino acids. Gene Ontology annotation, molecular function: antiporter activity. NCBI's taxonomy places the organism in Eukaryota, Metazoa, Arthropoda, Thecostraca, Balanomorpha, Balanidae. The transcript has 10 exons.